AGUGUGAUUGUUAGUUAUAUUGUUACAAAAUUUACUUCAAAACAAAGUUUCCGCUUUUGUUUGCUUUUAGUGUGCAAGUUUUUACCAAGUUAUUUUAUAGUUAUUCAAAGGCUCAUUAAAUACACAAUGAAGACUGUGUUAUUGGUGCUAGUAUUUGCGUUUGUUAGCCGCGUACAGAGUUUUGAUUCAAGAAAUGUGGUUUACAUCAUAAUAAGCCAAAAGGAGCCUUACCUGGCGAGCGUGGCCUCUCGCUUAAAGCAAGAAAUCGAGAGCCAAGUAUUUCGAAUCGAAAGGCGGAACCCCAUAGUUCACCUAACCCACGAGGAUUUCCCCGUCCCGGGGGCCUGGAGCAUCAUCCCACUGCUUAAACCCCUGGUCACCAAGUACCGAGGCGGUGAUGUCAGAUGGGUCAUGUUUCUAGAGGAGCAUACCGCCGUGCGAUGCGAGAAGCUGUUGGAAGCUUUGGCGGCUGCUGACAGACAGAAGGACACCAAGUGGAUCGGCUAUCCCCUCAGCGACGAUGAGCCAACCAUCAUCCACCACUUCGCCAUGUACGAGGAGUUGGAAGAGGAGGGGGGAUUCGUGUAUCCUAACUUCGCCAGUGGGUUCGCUAUGAGAAUGGAAUUGAUUGAGAGCCUCCUAAACCAAAUAGAAAGCGGCCAGCACAAGCUAGAAGCCGACUUCUCCAUCGACCCCGGCUUCGAGCUAGCCCAACUAGUGUACGGGGAUAGACAUAACCCUGGCCCCUUAUUAACGGCCGAUCUCUCCUUCUGCAUAGUGUCCGGAGAAAACUGCGCUACUUACCCAAGGCAGUUUGAGACGUGCGGCAGCCCCAUACCCGAGGAGUCGAUCUUCUUCGCGGUCAAGACCUGGAGCGGGUUCCAUUCGUCCCGAGCGAAGGUCGUCAAGCGUACAUGGGGGAGGCACGUCACCAAUCUGAUGUUCUUCAGCGACCAAGCUGACCCAUCACUGCCAGCGGUUGACACAGGCGUUCCAAACACGAAAACAGGCCACUGCGCAAAAACGGUCGCCAUCUUGAAGGAGGCUGUGAGCCGCGUGCGCAAUAUGCCGCACGUCAAAUGGAUAUUCCUCGCUGACGAUGACACCAUUUUGGGUGUGCAGAGAUUGUGCGAGAUAUUGAGCUGCUACCGCGGCGGCACCGACAUUACUGUCAUAGGUGAACGAUACGGCUACGGCUAUGUCAACAGGGAAACUGCUGCCAAAGGCUACGACUACAUAACCGGCGGCGGCGGCACGGCGUUCAGCGUCGCAGCCGCGUCGCUACUAUCGCGCUGUGUGUGCACAGCCUUAACGUCACCCGACGACAUGACGCUCGGCGCAUGCGCGAAGGAGCGCGCCGUCCCGCUCACUCACUAUCCGCUGUUUCAUCAGGCACGCCCUCAAGACUACCCCCGCGAAGUAUUAAGCUGCGACCGUCCACUCUCAUUCCACCGCCACUCCUCACCAGAACCCUACAAGGUCUACGCGACCUGGUUCCAGCAUGACGAUCUAGCCUUGAAGCAUCGAUACUCUAAAGACGAGUUAUAAGUUGAAUCUUUGUUCUUCUUAGCAAUCUGCAAAUAACUAUUGCCAAUAGGGAAUAUUACGCGAAACUCUGCGUAGGGGGGCGCCACUAGCACUAUCCAUCACAAUCUGGGGGUCUACCGCGAAACAAGAAAAUCUAAAUUUCGUUAUCUAAGCUCUCUAUCACUCUUGCAUAUUCGAGCGAUAAAGAGGCAGAUAACUAAAUUUAGAUAUUCGCGUUUCCCGGUAGGCGCUUGUUAACAAACCGCUUGAUGCAUCAAUGUCAUAUUAUAUUGUCUGUGAAAACUGAAAUUUUAGUAUCUAGGAUACAAAAACACAUCUUAGGAAUCUUAGGAUCAAUAAAUGCCCAGUUUGUAAAGAAAAGGCCAAGUAUAGAACAAAUAAUGUCUCUCUAUGAAAAAGUUACUAUUAUGUAUAAGUAAUACAUUAAUUAUUCAUGUUGUGUAUUCGCUUUUUAUUGCAUUUAUAUACACCAGUUGAGUUAGAAUUAUUUUAAAUUUUAUUAAGUAGUAAGUUUAUGUUAAAGUUAAUUAGUUAACCUUUCUGAGUAGGUACUUACGAUCAAAAUGUGUAAGACUGCAUGUUUUAGACAAUUGUAUUUAUAAUUGUAUAAUGUUAUUAUUGUAAAAUUAAAGAAAGUAUACUAACAAUAGAUGCUUUAUGUGAUGUUAGCAAUUUGUAUUAUUAUUGUAAGGUAAAUGCCAUUAUUAUUUCUAGAUUUUCGGUACGAAUACCAAUUAUAUUUUUAUGUUAUAGGAUUGACAGUUUAUUAAACAUUUUUUUUUAAUUUUGAUGCGUUAUAAUUAAGUAUUGUUUAACAAAUGGUCACCUUAUUAUGUUGCUUUUAAACAUGUACUUAAUGAAAUAUCAGCUGUCAUACGAAUUAAGCUAAAAUUUUCUGUCAAGAUUAAAAAUAUGUAAACUAUGUCACAACAUUCAUGUCACAAAUUAAGCAUAUUCCAUAUGGAUGGAACCUACAAUUUAAUUGUAUAAGAGAAUUUUUGAACAGUUAUAAUUUUAAAUAAUCAGUUGAUUCAUGAGAACUUGGCCAUGACACUACCUCGAUAUAUUGAUUUUAAUGCUUAUUUCUUAUGUCGCUAAUAAUAUCAGUAAUGUAUAUCACUAAUACGCGUAUUAAAUUUUAUAAAUAUUUUUAUA
Molecule: messenger RNA, 2703 nt
Organism: Cydia splendana
Lineage: Eukaryota; Metazoa; Arthropoda; Insecta; Lepidoptera; Tortricidae
Product: beta-1,3-glucosyltransferase
Exons: 11
Coding region: 127-1548 (473 amino acids)
Cellular component (GO): membrane
Molecular function (GO): acetylglucosaminyltransferase activity
Source: RefSeq, a predicted model, not a curated record